Messenger RNA from Trichomycterus rosablanca, 3980 nucleotides. RefSeq names its product Meis homeobox 1 a (gene meis1a). Gene Ontology annotation, biological process: brain development; positive regulation of cell population proliferation; eye development. Lineage: Eukaryota; Metazoa; Chordata; Actinopteri; Siluriformes; Trichomycteridae. The transcript is spliced from 13 exons. Gene Ontology annotation, molecular function: DNA-binding transcription activator activity, RNA polymerase II-specific; RNA polymerase II cis-regulatory region sequence-specific DNA binding. Bases 327 to 1391 code for a protein of 354 amino acids. The record is from RefSeq and is a predicted model, not a curated record.
UGUGGGUUUUAUUCUAAAACAGCUGGAGCAGAAUAAGCACGCAAACAAACUUAUUCAUCAAUAAGCAUCUUAAUGAUCGAUUGCUGGAUUGUUGCUGCCGAUUAAAGGGGCACCGCUUUGGCAUUUCAUUUGCUGUCAUCCUAACAAGAGUUUCAUUAUGGAUUUACAACCUUGCGGUAUUUGAGCAGUGCGUGAUCUCUGUGCGGGAGCUAGGAUCCCUGAUGCAGUGUAAGCACCAGCAGCUUCUGGUUUUCGCCAAGCCGCCCUCGGCUCACCCAAAACCGGACACGGUGUGAACGAGGAGUCGGUGCCGCGGAAAGCUCCUCAUGGCGCAACGGUACGAGGAUCUGGUACACUACGGCCAGGACGGGCUCGGUUUAGCGGCUUCGGCGGGGUUCGGUCCCGUAGGCCCCGCACUGCAUCACCCGCACCACCACUAUCCUCCACUGGCGGUUCCCGCUGUGAGUCCCGCUGUUAACGACGCGCUUAAACGCGACAAAGACGCCAUUUACGGACACCCGCUGUUUCCGCUGCUUGCGCUGGUGUUUGAGAAAUGUGAAUUAGCGACAUGCACACCGAGAGAAAGCGGCCUCAGCCAAGGUCUGCCUGCUGAUGUCUGUUCAUCCGCCUCCUUCGACGAGGACAUUAGCGUCUUUUCAAAACAGAUUAGGGCACAGAAGCCUUAUUUUACACCCAACCCAGAGCUGGAUAAUCUGAUGGUGCAGUCUAUACAAGUGCUACGCUUUCAUCUGCUAGAAUUGGAAAAGGUUCACGAGCUGUGUGAUAAUUUUUGUAACCGGUAUAUUAGCUGUCUGAAAGGAAAGAUGCCCAUGGAUUUAGUGGUGGACGACAGAGAAGGAUCUUCCAAAUCUGACAGCGAGGAAUUCACCCGAAGCUCCGGAGCAGCAGAUCAGUUGAAGAGAAGGCACAUAUCCAAUGCAGGAACCAUUUUGGGAGCCCAGAGACCCCUUUGUGACCUCCUGGAUCACAGUGCUGCUUCACCAAGCACAGGAGAUGAUGAUGAGACAGACAAAGAUAGAAGAAACAACAAAAAACGAGGGAUUUUUCCUAAAGUGGCAACCAACAUCAUGCGAGCAUGGUUGUUCCAGCAUCUAACACACCCAUACCCGUCUGAGGAGCAGAAGAAGCAGUUAGCACAGGAUACAGGUCUCACCAUUCUACAGGUCAACAAUUGGUUUAUCAAUGCCAGGAGGAGGAUCGUCCAGCCGAUGAUUGAUCAGUCGAAUCGCGCAGUAGGUCACAGUGGGCCAUACACCCCUGAUGGGCAGCCAGUGGGAGGAUACAUGCUGGACGGACAGGCUCACAUGGGCACCAGAGCUCCAGGCUCAUUGGGUGGGAUGGGCAUGGACAGCCAGUGGCACUACAUGUAACAAAUAUUUAUCCUUUCCAGUCAGAAAGCACCAAAGAGGGCAUAUUGUCAACACUACAAAUCCCAGAAGCCUGAUAAAUUACCUGUGUGGUUUAAGGUAUGCCAGUGCCUCACCACCACCAAAGAAAGACUGCAAAGACUGCUGCAGCAGGACAUUAAGAGACGGCUUGUUUAAAAUAGACACUCCCAACUGGAGUUUUGUGUGGACUGGAGAAGAAACCAUAUCAGUCAAAAAAACAUGACAGAAAGAAUGAAAACACUUUUACACCUGGCCUUACCUGCUUUAGGUCUGGAGACUGGAUCAUGUUCCUUUUCCUAAGUCACCUUAAAGAAAUGCUGCAACACAAACCCACCAAAACAUUUUCUUCAGCGUUCUGACUUGUUUGGAGGGCAACACCAGUGAUCUGCAUUUAUAUUAUUUAUUUUUUACCUUGCAAGCAUAAACGGCUAGCGGAGAAACUGGAGUUAGAAAGACUCUCUGAAGAGAGUAUUUUACUUAAACAAAAUCCAGCAAACCAGUCAAGUGUUUGAAAGGUAUACACUUUUAAGUAAAAAAAAAAAAACUACAAAAACAUCUGAUGCUCAGUACAGUUUGAUUCAAGAAAAAAAAAAAGAUACGAAAAAGAUUAAACUUCUACAGCCAAAAGAUUACCAGGUUUAUGAUAAACAUUAACAUCAUUGCAAAAGCAAGUUUCACAGUCAUUUGUUGGUAUUUAGUAAAUAAUACUUUUUGGAGAAACCCUACACUGUCCAUGUGAGGUUUUAAGCACUGUCUCAAUGCUAAUUUACACCCCAUUCUCAUAAAUAGGCUGCACCUCUGCUACAUAAAUAUGUGCACAUAUCUAGUUGCAUCUAUUUGCAUGGAUCUAAUGAGAAAAUUGUUAAAGUAAUUAGCACCAGGUACAUUCAUUAAUUUUUAAUUUCUGUGAUUAGCUCCACGGGCUUUGUUAAACUGAAAAGCCCCACUAGUGCUGCAUUGAACUAGAUCUCAUCAUUAUUUCCUACUAGGAAAAAAAACUCUAAAUUUAGAAUUCCUUUAAGAAAAGUCGGGGAGGUGUCUAAAACUUCAAAUUAUACAUGUGACAUCAUAUCAGUAUAGUUGUUUAAACCCUUAACAGUAGUAAAUGUGACUGUUUUAGUGUUUGCAUUAAAUCAAUCAACAUACAGACACAGUAGUUAGUCAAAUUUAUAACACGUGGACUAUAUAAAUAUACAGUAUAUGUAUGUUUAUAAGCUUUUGGUGCUCUGACAAAGCAAAGAAAACUAGGUUCUGUGGAGGUGAUUUUUUACUUUAUAACUGAUAAGUUGAAUCUAGGAUAAUAUCAAGCGCUAUGCUAAUUUACCUACAUUUUACAGUCAUGUAGAAAUUCAGCACUAACAAAAAAGCUUAAUUUGUUUUGCUUUGUUUUGUGUAUGUUAAAAAACCCCAAGUAUCAAAACUAAAACAUGUUAAAGCAUCAAACUGAUAAACACGUCUGCAAGUUUUUUAAUCAUGUGUUAGUUAACAUAGCAAAGUGGUCACAUGACAUGCUGGUGUGGGUUACUUUAAUUGGUUUUAAAACUGUGAAAUUGCUGGUCAUAAAACUGGCCUCCUUGUAAAAAAAACUACAUUACAAUAAAAUUCCUUCAGUAAAAGAACAGGCUGUGUUCCAAACUGCACACUGCGAUACUGAAUAGUAUGUCAAAUUAGCAAACUAGUUAAGAAAAUAAAACCAUCAGAUAACUGUUAGUACAUAGUAUAUAAUUUAAAACAAAGCUGUGAAAAAAUCUUUUUUCCCCCCGCAUUUCAUAGUGAUGUAACGAUAUGUGACAAUUUGGUUCUUUACAUUCCGGGUGCUGUCAUUACAAAUAUUUGUUCAGGGAAAAACCAAAAGCAGUUCUCAUUAAUGAGUCAUCAGACGAAGUAUUCUACUUUCUGUCAAUCAUUUUAAAUGCAUAAAUAAAGGGCUGUAUGUGACUGUUUUUAUUUAGUUAGCUUCAUUAAAAACCUUUUAAUGAAUUCCUUUUAAAGGAAUUCCUAAUAAUAUGAUUUCCUGUUUUGUCUUUUUAUUGAAAUAAUUUCACUGGUGUUGCCCUGCUCAUGAAUUUUUUGAUGGACCUGAAACAUUUUUCUCACCAGCAGCAGCGGGAUGGCAGUACAGACUGAAGGACACAUUUAAGGAGAGAGGAUUUUUAUUUGCAUUGAGAAUAAAACUACAUAAACAAUGACCUGAAGGUUGAAAUGCUGUAACAGAUGGAACGGUUUAAUUUUAGAUGACACAAGCACGAAGCUUGCAGAUUUAAAGGACAUUGUAUAAUUUUGUAGUGCUGCAAACAAACAUGAGCAAAAUAAUGUUUACUUUUAAAAACCAGUACCCAAUGCAUUGCAGUUUAAAUGAAUGUGUUUGCAUUUUUUUACAUGAAAUGCUGCAUUGCAAUACAUAUCUCGAUAAAUUACGGUGCUCAAAAUGACCCAAAUAAGACAAUUAAUGAUUGUAAAUGUUCUGGUUCUGAUUGGUACAUCAUAUUUUGGCACUAUGUGUGUUUCUGUGUGAGAGUGUGUGUAUUGUUUUCAUAAAACUUCUUACCUCAAUAGAUGAUCUAAAAUGGC